UUUUAUCCAAGUUUUCCAUGGGAACCAUGUAUGUGUGUCUGGCUUUUUCUCUCUCUCAUGCGGACACCUGGAAGGUGGGGCUCCGGCAAGCCAACCCCUCUGGCUGGUUAUUUCCUAACUCACCUGGGCUUGCCGAACAGGUUUGAAAGUCUACAGGUAAGUCCGAAAGCAGGAGUAGGCACCAUCGAUUUUUGUUUUAAAACCUUGUUCUACCAGGAACAGCCGUCCGAGAUCCCCAUCCAGAUUAUCCGAGCAAAUUCAAUUUUGUUUUUUCCUCCCCGGGUGAACGCUGAGUGUGAAAUGGGAUGUUGGAAAGAACGACUGAGUGAAGCCGAUAGCGAUAAGUGACAAGACACUGCCAGAUCCAUGUUUCCGACACUCAAAAUCAAAGUCCAACGCAGUAAGAUGCAGAGAGCCGACAGUUUCCUGGGCAGCCACUUCCAUUUUGUAAUUCCAACGACAGUUAUUUAACCAUCUUGGAUAAUCGGUACUUUCAGAAAAGAAAAUCUGAUCAUGGACAUCUAGCUUGUUUAACCCUGCAGGAGAUGCAAAGCUGUUGAACAGCAACUUGGAGUGUCUCAAAAAAAGGUUAGGGGCCCAAGAUGGCAGCGGUUGCUCCUUCUGAGGAAAUGGGGAUGGUGGUCUUGAGAAAUGACUCUUUCGGGAACCGAGCAGCCCCAAAUUAUACCCAACACAGUUUUGAGAAUCCCAAGAUGACUUUGCCAUGGGAUCAAGGCAAGGAAAGCGUGAUGAUUGAGACACUGGAAGCAGACCCAAGGCCUAGUCCUGAAGGAAGCCGAGGAGAGGCUACCGUGGGUCCUGCUGUGGAUGAUGAUGAUGAUGAUGAAGCUUUCGCCCGAUUCCCUUCCACCGUGACCGCCAAAGAAGAGGACAAUGACAGCAGCAACGGGACGCCCAAGGUGGCAUCUCAUGUCUUCAUCCCCAUUGACCCUCGUUGCAUCGAACGCCCUCCGACGCAGAACGAACACAAAAAGAAGCAACGGGAACGCGAGGAGGAGAUCAUGCAUUGCGAGAAAGAGAAAGGAGACCUCGAGAAGCAGAACUUCAUUUCCCGUGGCUACUCGUCCCGCUUUGAUGACUCGCCCGGUUACAACGGAGAGCCGCCGAAGAAGAGGCAUGCCGAGAAGCUGCCCUGUCUACAGAACGGCAACUGUAGCUCGGGCAAACUCAAGGCGGUCGCCUCCAUGACGACAGCCAUGGUCAUUUUUCCUUGUCUCCUUUAUGGCGCAUAUGUCUUCCUGCCCUUUGACGCACCACUAAUGCCAACCAUGAGUUCUCGCCUGGUUUAUACGCUUCGUUGUGGGGUUUUUGCCACGUUCCCAAUCAUAGUAGGAAUGGUUGUGUACGGGGUGUCCCGGCUCUGCUUCUCCUCCUUGCAGGCUUUCGACGAAUUGCACAGGGAGGUGGAAAUCCACCGGCACUACGUCUCCCAGUCCGUGCAGCUCUUCAUCCUGUACUUCUUCAACAUCGCCGUCCUCUCCACUUAUCUGCCCCAAGAAGCCCUGAAGCUCAUCCCCCUUCUGACAGCGCUCUUUGCCAUUUCACGACUUUUCUACUGGCUGGCCUAUGCGAUGGGCCGUUCCUUCCGCGGUUUCGGCUUUGGCUUGACAUUCCUGCCACUCCUUACCAUGCUACUGUUCAACCUCUACAGUAUGUUCCUUGUGGAUUCGGAGAGCAUGUUUGCCACAGGAGACAAUAAUGGUGGGUCUCCCACUGAGAAGGAGCAACAUUUGGCAGGCUCUAAACCACGAUAUUGGGGAUGAGGAAGUGGACAGUGAGAAGUCCUCUGAGCCAGAAGACGAGUCGGUGGCCCUUAUUGACUGGCAGAUGGGUUCCCUCUGUUGCAAAAGGAUUGAUCCUGUUCCUAACAAAACGGAAAUAUUACUUGGCUACUCAGUGGGUGCCCUUCCCACUUCCGCUUCCCAGUUCUACAGAUAACUGGAGCUCAAAAGAGUAAAUGAAAACUCCUUAAUGACAAGAAAGGUUUGUCACCGUUUGCCCCCCUCACCCUCAAUGGUGAGACCAAACUGUGCCCCAAUAUUCAAGCUACUCUAUCUUCGUGGGAAAAGCAAAACUUAGAAACCAAGGAAUAAAAUAUAUCCUUAUUGCUUAGAAAAUGUGAAGAGAGUCCACUUAUAAGGAACAGCGCCUAUCAUCGAAUGAGCUACCAAAAAAGCUGGAGAGAAGCUGUGAAGAAAUUAAAGAUUUGGCAAUGUGAAAUAAAUAAUUCAGUUUCUGGUCUCUUC
Messenger RNA from Pogona vitticeps (central bearded dragon), 2267 nucleotides. It is a transcript of the gene TMEM79, whose product is annotated as transmembrane protein 79. The record is from RefSeq and is a predicted model, not a curated record. Gene Ontology annotation, biological process: regulated exocytosis. Gene Ontology annotation, cellular component: lysosomal membrane; trans-Golgi network membrane. NCBI's taxonomy places the organism in Eukaryota, Metazoa, Chordata, Lepidosauria, Squamata, Agamidae.